Messenger RNA from Solanum verrucosum, 369 nucleotides. RefSeq lists its product as uncharacterized. Lineage: Eukaryota; Viridiplantae; Streptophyta; Magnoliopsida; Solanales; Solanaceae. The record is from RefSeq and is a predicted model, not a curated record. Bases 13 to 369 code for a protein of 118 amino acids. The transcript has a single exon.
AAAAAAAAAAAAAUGGAGAAUGAGAAAGAGUUACCACCACUAGUAGUGGAUCAACAAAACACUAAUUACUAUUCAUCAUCUUCUUCAAGUAGUAAUACACAUAAAUCUAUAGAGACAUUACUAGUUGUACUAGCAGUAAUAACACUACUUGGUGUUAUUGCUAGUAUUAUUGCUAGGCUUUGUGGUGGUAGACAUUUUAGUGGUAAUGGUGAAGAUGAUAUUGAAGGAUGGGUUGAAAGAAAAUGUAGAAGUUGUAUUGAUGGUGGUAUCCCUAAUACUUCACAACCAUCACCAUCACCACCACCGCCAGCUAAAGAAGAAGUUAAGACGACGACGACAACAACAACAGAAGAAGAAGGAAAGAAGUAA